Molecule: messenger RNA, 782 nt
Organism: Pocillopora meandrina
Lineage: Eukaryota; Metazoa; Cnidaria; Anthozoa; Scleractinia; Pocilloporidae
Source: the annotation of a GenBank genome assembly
AUGUCUGUGCGAUUGCAUUUGUCUGUCUCAAUUUCAGGUGCGGAAUCACCAAAAGCCCAAGUUCCCUCGGCAUGGAAAGCGGUGCUAUUUUUUGACUCGCAGAUCACCGCUUCUUCCGUGUAUAAUGAUAACCUUGCCGCACGGAAUGCUAGAUUACAUUUCAAAGGAUCCGAAAACCCGCUUAAACGUGCUGGCUGGGUACCUAAAGGGAAAACCACCAACCAAUGGCUGCAAGUGGAUCUUCAGCAAACCACAAGGGUAAUAGGCAUAGCGACGCAGGGGAGACAUGAUCAGGGUCAGUGGGUUACUAAAUACAAGCUACAAUAUGGCGAUGAUGGACUAUCUUUCAGAGUUUACAAGCGAAACGGAGACAUAUCAGACACGGUAUGAAAAAGUGUGCUUAAUUGAACAAACCUUUUUGCGGAGAAAAAAUCCCCAUGAGGAAUAGAACCUUUUUGUAUUCUGCAUUCUGAUUCUCUUCCACUGAGCCACAAAGCAGUUACACUAGGCUGGGCCAUAUUCUCUCUGUCACUGAACCUACAGAAAAGCAUUCACGAAAGUUAUAGGUUAAGAGUAACUCGUACUGUAAAAAAAAAAAAAAAACUUACGCUCGUUAAUUUUACGCCCAAAUAUAUUCUACUCAGGUUUUCCCAGGAAACAAGGACAGAGACACGGUAGUUUACCACGAUCUUAACCCGCUCAUUUAUGUUCGCUAUGUUCGAGUUCUUCCGAUGGAAUGGAGAGAGACGAUCGCUAUGAGGAUUGAGCUUUAUUCUUGUUAA